AUGCUUCUUGGGCGACUAAUCACGCCUCAACAUCCCACUCACUUUUCAGGCGAGCUGUAUACCUCGGAAAAAAGAGGCAACGAUGAAACGGGCAAAGGAACGUCGGACGAACCGUUCAAAACCAUCCUCCGUGCGAUGAAGCACGCCGGCAAGGAACCGUUCCCCACUAUCUACGUCGACAGUAAGGACGAAAAGUCCGAUUCACCGUACGAGGUAGCUGCAAAGUCUCAGCUGAAGAAAAUCCAGAAACUCUGGGCCCGCGACAACCUUAAGGGCGAUAAGCAGAAGCGCGAAGAGGAAGAGAAGGCCAAGAACCGUGAACAGAAUCUGGAGGAGGCAAAGAAGGUCACCAUCCAGGAGGAUCCUUCAUGGCCCGCGGCCAAAUCGAUAAAGAUCACGCACGGUGCGGAUAACCGUGGUGUACGUGUGCGGAUUUACGGCUGGGUUCAUCGGCUACGCCGGCAGGGAAAAGGGUUGAUGUUUAUUACGCUGCGCGAUGGAACCGGUUUUCUGCAGUGUGUACUAACCGAUACCCUCUGUCAAACGUACAAUGCGCUGGUUUUAUCGACCGAAUCGUCGGUGCAACUGUUCGGUACGCUCAAGGAGGUACCGGCCGGCAAAACGGCUCCCGGCGGUCACGAGCUGCAUGUGGAUUACUGGGAACUGAUCGGACUGGCACCGGCCGGUGGUGCGGAUGCAAUUCUGAACGAAGAAGCACACCCGGACGUACAGCUGGACAACCGCCAUAUCAUGAUCCGAGGCGAAAACACGUCCAAGAUUCUGAAGAUGCGCGACGUAGUAAUGCAAGCGUUCCGUUCUCAUUAUUUCGACCGUGGCUACACGGAAGUCACGCCGCCAACACUCGUUCAAACGCAGGUCGAAGGUGGAGCGACACUGUUCAAACUGGACUACUUCGGUGAGGAAGCUUUCCUGACGCAAAGUUCCCAACUGUAUCUGGAAACGUGCGUUCCAGCGCUGGGAGAUGUGUUCUGUGUUGCCCAGAGCUACCGCGCCGAGCAGAGCCGCACUCGGCGUCAUCUCGCCGAAUAUAGCCACAUCGAAGGAGAAUGUCCGUUCAUUAACUUCGAUGAUUUGCUCGAUCGACUGGAAGAUUUGAUCGUAGACGUUGUCGAUCGUGUACUUAAAUCGCCCUGGGGCUACAUGGUGCAGGAACUAAACCCGGGCUUCGUGCCGCCGAAACGUCCGUUCCGUCGUAUGAACUACGCCGAUGCGAUCGUUUGGCUGAAGGAAAAUAACGUUACGAAGGAGGACGGUAGUUUCUACGAGUUCGGUGAGGAUAUUCCCGAAGCACCCGAGCGUAAGAUGACGGACACGAUCAACGAACCGAUCAUGUUGUGCCGUUUCCCGGCAGAAAUUAAGUCGUUCUACAUGGCCAAGUGCGAGGAUGAUCCUCGGCUUACGGAGAGCGUUGAUGUGCUGUUGCCGAACGUGGGUGAAAUCGUCGGUGGAUCGAUGAGGUCCUGGAAGUAUGACGAACUGUUGGAUGGAUAUAAGCGAGAAGGCAUCGAUCCGAAACCGUACUACUGGUACGUGGAUCAGCGUGUGUACGGCACGCAACCACACGGUGGUUAUGGGUUGGGAUUGGAACGAUUCCUCUGCUGGCUGCUGAACCGUUACCAUAUUCGUGAGGUGUGUCUGUACCCACGGUUCUUGGAGCGCUGCAAACCAUAAGC
Molecule: messenger RNA, 1694 nt
Organism: Anopheles maculipalpis
Lineage: Eukaryota; Metazoa; Arthropoda; Insecta; Diptera; Culicidae
Gene: AsnRS
Product: asparagine--tRNA ligase, cytoplasmic
Exons: 3
Coding region: 1-1692 (563 amino acids)
Biological process (GO): asparaginyl-tRNA aminoacylation
Cellular component (GO): cytoplasm
Molecular function (GO): asparagine-tRNA ligase activity; nucleic acid binding; ATP binding
Source: RefSeq, a predicted model, not a curated record